AAAAUGAAAACGUGUCACUUUCACGGGGUUGGAGUAAUAAUACGUUCUAACGACAUUGGCUCGAAUCAAGGUUGUGCCUUUAGAUUUCGAGAAACUUAACUAAGGAAUAUUUUUUUCACUUCUCAAACCCUGGCCUGGUCUGUUUGGCAACUGUUCCCGGGAGUCUCGCAAUUUUGCGGCAUUGGGUUUAGAAACUGAUAUUAUUUAGACGUAAUCAUUCGAUACUUGCAAAGGAUAAUCUAUUGUACUUUUCAAAGCAGAGAAGAAUGUCUUUAAUAAACUUGGGAUUCAGUAAAUGGCUUGCAAUACAUUUGGGAUUCAAUACAAAUUGACUUGCAUAAAAAUGCUUAGCUAAAUCUGUCAAAUACAGCUUCCAUAAUAAUUAAUCUGCAAUGUUGUUGAGGACUGAUUCUAGUUAAAUCUGUCAGUCUACCAAGAUAAACUCAGGCAAUUCUAGGACUACCAACGGGGCCUUGAAGCCAUCCGACCCUGUUCUCGUGUCUCGUUAGCAUCUGUAGCCUGCCAGCAGUAUAGUGUAUAGUUCUCGGUGAGGCCGGGGAGGCGGAACACCAUUGUCGAUACAAAAUAACAUAUAAGUUACACGAAAUAUAUAGAGCUAAAACUACAACGUCAGACGACGAACAAAGACAGAUAGCCUUAAGAUGCCUUCAGCAACAGUUGGCCACAAUGCUGUUCAGUCCUCCAGCCCAGAGUUGGGUUCUGGGACCCAGUCUGAGGCCAUGAAGCAGGUCCUGCAGGUGAUAGACAAGAAGGUCCGCAACAUGGAAAAGAAAAAGGGCAAGCUGGAUGACUACCAGGCCAAGAAGAAUAAAGGAGAACGGUUGAACCAGGAUCAGCUGGAUGCCUUGACCAAGUUCCAGGAAGUGACCAACAACCUGGAUUUUGCAAGGGAGUUGCAGAAGAGCUUCCUGUCUUUGGUGCAAGAGAUUCAGAAAGCAGUGAAGAAGUCUGCCCGGAGGGAGCAGUUGCAGCGGGAGGAGACGGAGCAGAGGCGGCUGAAGGCUGUUCUGGAGCUGCAGUUCCUGCUUGACCGACUGGGGGAUGAGCAGACGAGGCAGGACCUGAAACAGCCCGUCGCAGGCUCCCCCCUGCUCACCGACUCUAACCUCACAGCACUGGACAGUUUCUACAAGCUCGUUGGCCCGGAACGGGACCAUGACGUCAGGUUGACUGACCAGUAUGAGGAGGCCUCCCUACACAUAUGGGAACUGCUAGAGGGCAGAGACCAGGCUGUGGCAGGAACCACAUACAAGGCACUGAAGGAGACCCUGGACAAGGUGCUGCUGAGUGGCUAUUUUGACAGAGCACACACGCAUCAGAACGGUGUGUGUGAAAAAGAGGAGGAGGAGGAAGAAGAGGAGGAGGAGCAGUCUGUGGCGCAUGAGUCGUCUGGGAGUGGGGAGCAGCCUGCAGCACCAGAGGGAACAGUUACUGAAGAAUACACAGAGGCCAUUGAAGUAGAAGCCACAGAGUUUGUAAACAGACAGUUCAUUCCAGAAACCACAUACAGUAGGACUGGCAACGACCAAGUAGAGGAGUGGACGGCAGAGGCCCAGGUGGUCAAUGUCCUCCAGAACCAGUCUCCUCCCCAGAUGACCCCCGAGCCCCACACUGUGAGCCCAGUCUCCCACACGCCUGACCCCGUGGUCCGGAAGCAGGUCGUACAGGACCUCAUGGCCCAGAUGCAGGGGACCUAUAACUUCAUGCAGGACUCCAUGUUGGAGUUUGAUGGCCAUGCCCUGGACCCAGCCAUCGUGUUGGCCCAGCCCAUGAAGCCUGCACAGAGCGUGGACCUGCAGCAGAUGGUUCAUUCAGAAUCCAGACUUGCUCAACCAAGCUCAGUUCCUGAAUCUACACAAGUCCUCAUGGUCUCCUCCACACCUGAUGGCUACACAGCGCCCCUCUACCAGCCCCCCCGCACAGCAGAGCCCCGGCCACAGACAGACGGCACCGACCACAUCCAGGCCUCGAUGUCCCUGUCGUCUGAGCAGUCCCCCGCCCCGUCCUCCUUGCCCUCUGCCUUCCCGCCCGUCUCCACCCCCCACAGCGGCGGCAUCAAUGUCAACGCAGCACCAUUCCAGUCCAUGCAAGCGGUGUUCAACCUGAACGCCCCCGUGCCCCCCACUAACGAAGCAGACGGUCUGAAGCAGUUCCCCAGUGGCUACGGCCAGGGCUUCAGCAGCCAGGCGGAGCACUCCGUGGAGGAGCCUGACAUCCAGCAGGACACUCUACAGUCCGCUGUAGGAGGCUUCCACAACCAAGACCAAGUGAUGUCGUCGGCAGCGGGCCACCAGGUGCAGGGGCCAGGCUUUGGGCGGCAAGGCCAGUCCUUCUAUAACAGCAGGGGGACCGUGUCUCGCGGAGGCCCCAGGAACCCCCGGGGCAUGAUCAAUGGAUACCGAGGAUCCUCUAACGGUUUCAGAGGAGGAUAUGAUGGCUAUCGCCCUCCCUUCUCGAACACUCCUAACAAUGGUUAUGGGCAACAGGCCCAGUUCAGCACGGCACCCCGGGACUACCCAAACAGCACCUACCAACGGGAGGGAUAUCAGCCAGGCUACAAGCGGGGAGCAGUCCAGGGACCUCGGGGUUGCUCUCGAGGUAAUGCUCAAGCGAUGCGAUCCUAAAGCGCUUAAAGGAUUGUCAACUUCCGUCACAUUGAACAUUCAGAUAUUAUGAAUGUUUGCCCCAGCUCACUUUUAUAAAUCUUUUUUUUCUCAUCUAUCUUCUCAUUUCUCCUAGCCUGUUUAUCAGAGUAAGCCUGCUUUGGUAUGUCUAAGAUACUUUUGUUUUAACACGUGUAAAGCUGAAAUCCACAGCAUUUAGAUUUAUCAGCAAGUCUGUGUUCAAAACAACAAAUAGAUAUUCCUGUAAACUUGAAAGAUUUCAUUAAUUUAUUUUUUGUACAAAAUAAAUGCAAAAAACCCCUGCGACUGUCGGUCCAAUCCAUGAGAGUCUUUUAUAUUUUCUGUCACUGCCCAGCCCUGUCAACCACUUUUCCCCGGUGCUUUUGGUUCUCAUUGCAUUACGUGUUUUUUUUUCUUCCCAUCUCCUCUUUGUAAGCUGAUGUUACUCCUUGGGAGACUGUUUCAAUAAAGAUGUGUUGUAUAA
Messenger RNA from Salvelinus fontinalis (brook trout), 3129 nucleotides. Its product is annotated as caprin-1-like. Gene Ontology annotation, molecular function: RNA binding. The record is from RefSeq and is a predicted model, not a curated record. NCBI's taxonomy places the organism in Eukaryota, Metazoa, Chordata, Actinopteri, Salmoniformes, Salmonidae. Gene Ontology annotation, cellular component: cytoplasm. The transcript has 18 exons. The coding region runs from base 663 to 2645 and encodes 660 amino acids.